GAUGUGAAGUUGUAUCAUCGGAGGACACAAAUAACAAAAAGGAAACAAAAAAGAAAAAUGGGUUUCACUGCACAGCAAGAUGCUUUAGUGGGUAGCUCAUAUGAAGCAUUCAAGCAAAACCUUCCUAGCAAUAGUGUUCUGUUCUACACCUUAAUAUUGGAAAAAGCCCCAGCUGCUAAAGACAUGUUCUCCUUUCUAAAGGCUUCUGGACCCACGCACAGUCCUCAACUCCAAGCCCAUGCUGAAAAGGUUUUUGGACUGACACGCGACGCGGCUGCUCAACUCUUAGCAAAAGGAGAAGUGACACUUGCAGAUGCCAGCUUAGGUGCUGUUCAUGUUCAGAAAGCAGUUGCUGACCCCCAUUUCGCGGUGGUUAAAGAAGCACUGCUUAAAACAGUACAGGCAGCAGUUGGGGACAAAUGGAGUGAGGAAUUGAGCACUGCUUGGGGAGUAGCCUAUGAUGGACUCGCAGCUGCAAUUAAGAAGGCAAUGAGCUGAAGUUGAAAUUUAUAGCCAUAAUGGCAUAAAUAGUUUUAAUAAUAAAAAUAAUAUGUACUCCAAUAAAACUUAUUACAAAUAAAUUCAAAUACGUUGAAUAUAAAUUUAUCUAUUCAAUUAAAGAUGUUUCUGGUUUCGCA
This is a messenger RNA of Lotus japonicus, 638 nucleotides long. RefSeq names its product leghemoglobin-like. Gene Ontology annotation, molecular function: oxygen binding; heme binding. The transcript has 4 exons. The record is from RefSeq and is a predicted model, not a curated record. The coding region runs from base 58 to 498 and encodes 146 amino acids. NCBI's taxonomy places the organism in Eukaryota, Viridiplantae, Streptophyta, Magnoliopsida, Fabales, Fabaceae.